AUGUCGGUUCUCCUCGAGACGACCGUUGGCGACAUUGUCAUCGACCUGCUCGUUGAGCACGCGCCCAAGCUCUGCGAAAACUUCCUUAAACUCUGCAAAACCAAGUACUACAACUUUGCCCCCGUCCACUCCGUCCAAAAGAACUUUUCCUUCCAGACUGGCGAUCCCCUCGGCCCCCUCUCGACAGCCUCCGAUGGCGGUUCCUCAAUAUGGGGUAACAUAUCCCGCGACCCCCGCGACCGCACCUUUUCCGCCUUAUUCCACCCGAAGCUCAAGCACCUCGAGCGCGGCACCGUCAGCAUGGCAACGGCCCCAUCCACGACGGACCCAGAUAUCCGCGUGGCCGGCUCCCAGUUCAUCAUCACCCUCGGCGAGGACACAGACUUUUUAGACGGCAAGGCCGCCAUCUUUGGCAAGGUCGUCGAGGGAUUUGAUGCUCUGGAAAAGAUCAAUAAUGCCAUUGUCGAUGACAAGGGCUACCCGCUGGUCGACAUUCGCAUAAAGCACACCGUCAUCCUCGACGAUCCGUACCCGGACCCCAAUGGUCUCCGCGAACCGAGCGCUAGCCCCCCACCAUCAGAUCAGCAGCUUAAGACGGUGCGAAUUGCUGACGAGGCCGCGCUGCACCAAGAUGAUGGCGUCGACGAAGAGACGCUCGAGCGCAAGAGACGCUCGCGCGAGGCAAAUGCGCAGGCGCUCACUCUGGAAAUGAUGGGUGACUUGCCGUUUGCAGAGGUCAGGCCACCAGAGAAUGUUCUCUUCGUAGCCAAGCUGAAUCCCGUGACGGCCGACGAGGACCUUGAGCUCAUCUUUGGACGCUUUGGCAAGAUUCUCAGCUGCGAAGUUAUCCGCGAUGCUAAAACACAAGACUCACUUCAAUAUGCCUUUAUCGAGUAUGACGAAAAAGCAUCCUGCGAAGCUGCUUACUUUAAAAUGCAGGGUGUCCUCAUUGAUGAUCGCCGCAUUCAUGUCGACUUUUCACAGAGUGUCAGCCGAAUCAGCGAUGUCUGGCGAAACAACGCCAACAACAAGCGUAGAGCCAAUGCAUCCCGCGGCGGAUGGGGCGGCGUGGACGAGCUCGAAAAACGCCGGCAGUACAGGAAGGAAGCCGAUAGACAGGCGGGUAGGAGCUACGGCAUGGUUUAUGACAAUGAGGAAAUGCGCGGCCGUCACGAGCGCGUGGGAGCUGAAGCAGGGCGUCGUCCGGGCGGGGAGGAGGCCGACGAAGCACGUCGGAGUGAGCCCAGGGCAGGCCGAGACCGGGACAUGGACUACCGUCGAACAAGCAGAAGUCGAAGCCCGCGCAGGCAAGACCGUAGCCCAGACGGCCGACCCCGAGAUCGGGCCAGUGGACGCGACGGCAAUGGGCGUAGGAGAGACGAAGACGGCAGAGACUACAACGGCCGGGAUCGGGACCAGGAUAGACGUCGAGACGACGACCGCAGAGGCUACCAGGGCCGGGAUCGGGACCAGGAUAGACGUCGAGACGAUAAACGUCGAGACGAUAGACGGCGGUAG
Cordyceps militaris CM01 is the source of this 1518-nucleotide messenger RNA. Its product is annotated as cyclophilin-type peptidyl-prolyl cis-trans isomerase. Gene Ontology annotation, cellular component: nucleus. The transcript has 2 exons. Bases 1 to 1518 code for a protein of 505 amino acids. The record is from RefSeq and is a predicted model, not a curated record. NCBI's taxonomy places the organism in Eukaryota, Fungi, Ascomycota, Sordariomycetes, Hypocreales, Cordycipitaceae. Gene Ontology annotation, biological process: protein peptidyl-prolyl isomerization. Gene Ontology annotation, molecular function: RNA binding; peptidyl-prolyl cis-trans isomerase activity.